AUGGUAGCCGCCGAAACCUCAACCGCUGAGUGGACAACCGGAGAGCACGAAGAGAUUCUAAUAUGGAGAGGGGUCACCGACGCUAGACGAGGAGAUCUUCUCGGUUUGGUUGGCGUUGAAGCGCCGCUACAAGCGCGACCAGAGGAGGCGAUUAGGACUCUCAUUUGCUUAUCGCUAUGCAUUCCCCUACUCGUCGGCUCCUUGCUCCUCGCCGGGACCCUCGACUACAGAUCGCAGUUCCUCUCCUUCAUCCCUCAGCUCUCCUCCGCCAUACCCUGCCCGGACAGAUCGCAGCCCCUCCGCGUAUACAUGUACGAUCUGCCGCCGCGUUUCAAUGUAGGGUUGAUGGACCCGAGCUUCCCCAAUGACACUGCCGUGACGGCGGCCAAUAUUCCGGCCUGGAGGUGGGGCGAUGGGCUCCGGAAGCAGCACAGUGUGGAGUACUGGAUGAUGGCUUCGCUUUUGUGCGAGGGGAACGACGGAUCGUGUUCUUCCAGGGAGGCAGUUCGGGUCAUGGAUCCGGAAUCUGCUGACGUCUUCUUCGUCCCUUUUUUCUCAUCUCUUAGUUUCAAUGUUUACGUUCGGAAUAUGGCGGACUUGAAUACGGCUGAUGAAAAGUUGCAGCUGGAGAUGGUAAAUAUCUUAAGAGCAUCUGAUUACUGGAGAAGGUCUGACGGGCGAGACCAUGUGAUUCCGGUGCAUCAUCCCAAUGCUUUCAGACAUUAUCGGGAUAAAGUUAAUGCUUCCAUAUUCAUUGUCGCGGAUUUUGGUCGCAUAAUGAACAUUUCUAGUCUGGCAAAGGAUGUUGUAGCCCCCUACCCACACAUGGUCGAAUCAUAUGUUAGUGAUGACCAUGAUGAUCCAUUCAAAUCUCGUGAAACUCUUCUCUUUUUCCGUGGAAGAACUAAGAGGAAAGAUGAAGGAAUAAUUCGUGCUCAGCUGCAUAAGAUGCUAAAUGGAACAAAAGAUGUCGUAUACGAGGAAGCUUAUGCGUCAGAAGAAGGCUUCAAGGCUUCUACCGAACAAAUGCGUUCAUCGAAGUUUUGUCUCCAUCCUGCGGGUGACACUCCAUCUUCUUGCCGUCUAUUUGAUGCUAUUGUCAGCCACUGUGUUCCUGUUAUUGUGAGUGACAGAAUCGAGCUGCCUUUUGAAAGUGACAUAGACUACAAGGAAUUCUCCAUUUUCUUCUCAGUUAACGAGGCACUUAAACCAGGCCACUUGAUAAAUGAGCUCAGGGCUGUUUCCAAAGAAAAAUGGAUUAUAAUGUGGUCUAAACUUAUAAGCAUUUCUCACCACUUUGAGUUCCAGUAUCCCCCGAUGGAUGAAGAUGCAGUCAAUAUGAUUUGGAGACAGGUGAAGCAGAAGGUACCUGCGGUUAAGCUUGCUGUACACCGGAGUAGGAGGCUGAAAAUACCCGAUUGGUGGAGAUAG
Messenger RNA from Striga hermonthica, 1431 nucleotides. NCBI's taxonomy places the organism in Eukaryota, Viridiplantae, Streptophyta, Magnoliopsida, Lamiales, Orobanchaceae. The record is from the annotation of a GenBank genome assembly.